AGCAACAACAACAACAGCAAUUGCAAAGAUUAAGUCUUUGGUCAACGAGCAGUUCUUGGCUCAUGAAAAAGAGGGAAUCAAUCUUGAAUCACCGCAACAGAGAAAAUCAAUCCAUGGAGUCCAAGAUCUCCACAUUUCUCGCUCCAGUGGUAGUUCUACUGCUACGACCUCUGAUUUUCCUCUGCCUCUCUUCCCCUGUUUUGUCAGCUCCAGACUCUGUAACUUUCAGCGCCACUUCUUCCGCCGUUCUAGUCAGGGAUAGCAGCGGCGGAGGAGGAACUCUUGUUUCUGUGACGGAAGCUUUCCAGCUGGGUUUCUUCACUCCAAACGGAAGUGAGUUUCGUUAUCUCGGAAUAUGGUACCGGAAUCGGCCGUCGACCGUCGUUUGGGUGGCUAAUCGUGAAUUCGGACUACAAGACUCCACCGGAUUCCUCUGUUUCACCACGGACGGAAACCUCCAACUCUUCGACGGAAGCAACGAGUCUUACUGGUCAACUGGUCUCCAACAAUCAAUACCCUCUUCAGAAAAUUCCAUUUACAGCCUGAAGCUCAUGGAUUCUGGGAAUUUGAUACUCGCCGGAGAAAACACGACCGCACUCUGGCAGAGCUUCGAGCAUCCGACUGACACGUUUCUACCAGGAAUGAAGAUGGUCCCCAAUCUCAACUUAACUUCAUGGACCAGUCCACAAGACCCGUCGCCUGGAAAUUACGUGUUCCAGCUGGAUCAAGAAUCGCCGGGGAAAAAUGAUCAGUUCAUGGUUCUGAACAAUUCCUUCCCUUUCUGGAAAUCCCAGGUUCCCGGCUUCGUCUCCUUUAUCCUGACCGAUUACCCAAUUGAGUAUUCCAAUUCCACCUACAACAUCACACAUGGGCGGAGAGGGAAAACAGAGUAUUCCAACUCCAGAUUCGUGAUGGGUAUCGAUGGCAGGAUUCAGUUUUUCCCCCAGGCGGCAAACGACACGGCACCGUCCUGGGCCGAGCCCAGCGAAUUCUGUAGCCAGCUGUCAGCGUGUGGCAGCUUCGGCAGCUGCAACAGAGAUUACCGCCUACCUUGUAACUGUCUUCCUGGGUUCCUCCCGAAAUCGCCAGAGAAUUGGAACUCAGGGGAUUUCUCUGAAGGCUGCGCAAGGGUUACCCAACAACAGUGCCACAAGAAGGAAACUUUCCUCAACCUGAAAGUAGCGACGGCGCAGAAACCUACGGCGGUGAGCAAGGAGUUCUCAGAGGAAGAAGAGUGCAGAGGUUGGUGCGGUGAGAAAUGUAAUUGCCAGGCGUAUGCGCUCAAUGAAGCUGAGAAGCACGAAACAGAGUGCAGAAUUUGGCUCGAUGAUCUGAAAGACAUCGAGGAGAUUGAAGUUGCUGGUCCUGUCCUCGGUCUCAACCUUCGGGUCUCGAUUUCGGACAUCGAAUUGACCAAGAAGGAUUGCAAGCCGUGCGGUACUAUCAUCGUGCCUUACCCACUCGGCACCGGGCCGAGCUGUGGGGAUCCAUUGUACUCGAGCUUCGCAUGUAGCAACAAAACUGGCUUGCUUAGCUUUGUGGCACUCAGCGGCAGCUACACUGUGACCAGAAUUGACAAACAGGCGCAGAAAUUCUUCGUUCAAGUUGGGGAUGAGUAUUGUGGCGGGGAGAGCAGUGAUUCGAAGGAUGUUGAAUUGGAUCAAACGCUGCCGUUUACAGUCGAUGAUGAUUGUAAUGCUGAUACAGGGAAUCUGAGUUUGGGCCGAUUCAGGGGAGAUAAAGUGUUGAACGAAAUUGGGAUCUCGUGGGAGUUGCCCUCUGAGCCACUUUGUGGGGUUGAAGACGACUGCAGUGAUUGGCCGAAUUCGAGCUGCCGAGAAGGUGGAGAUGGUAAGAGGUGCCUCUGCAAUGGAAGUUGGCACUGGGAUGGAAGUAAUGCUACUUGCAGCCAAAAUGUUGGUAUCAGAUCUUCCACUCCUUCACUGGAGAAGAAGAGACAAUUAUAUCCCAUCAUAUUUGGUAUUCUUGGAGGUGUUCUUCUCCUUGGCUGUGCAAUUGUAGUACUGUACAUGAAGAGAAGGAGAAGAAAGGCUGCCGGAAGAGGAAGCAAAGAUGGGAAAGAGGAGAAUCUGGCAUUCAGACUAUAUGACAGCGAGAAGCGAGUGAAAGAGUUCAUGAACUCUGGCCAGUUUGGGGAAGAUGACAAGAAAGACAUAGACGUGCCAUUCUUUGAAUUGGACUGCAUAUUAGCUGCUACAGAUUUCUUCUCUAAUAGCAAUAAGCUUGGGCAAGGCGGCUUUGGUCCUGUUUACAAGGGGAAAUUUCCGGGAGGUCAAGAAAUUGCAGUGAAAAGGCUUUCGAGUGCUUCAGCACAAGGGCUCCAAGAGUUCAAGAACGAGGUCCUGUUGAUUGCAAAGCUGCAGCAUAGGAAUCUAGUAAGGCUUUUGGGAUAUUGCGUCGAAGGAAAUGAAAAGAUUUUGUUGUACGAAUACAUGUCUAACAAGAGCUUGGAUUUCUUCAUCUUUGAUCGAGAGCGAUGCAAGGUCUUGAACUGGGAGAUGAGAUUCAACAUCAUAAUGGGGAUCGCUAGAGGGCUGCUUUACCUCCAUCACGAUUCGAGGCUGACGAUUAUCCACAGAGACAUGAAGACGAGCAAUGUUCUCCUUGACGACGAAAUGAAUCCGAAAGUCUCGGAUUUUGGUAUGGCAAGGAUAGUGACGGAGAAACAAACAGAGGUCAACACCGUACGAGUUGUUGGAACCUACGGAUACAUGUCUCCGGAGUACGCAUUAGAUGGGUGCUUCUCCACGAAAUCGGAUGUUUUCAGCUUCGGGGUGGUCGUUCUCGAGAUUCUCUGCGGGAAAAGGAACAGUGGCUUUUACAACUCCGACAAAGCACUCUCCCUCAUGGGAUACGUACGUUGUGUUUUUCUGAAAAUGUUCCUGCAUAUACCAAAUUACCAAUUCUCAGAAAAUGUUUUUUCCUGAGAAUGCAUGAUAGAUGAGGAUGUAUUUCAGGCGUGGGGAUGCUGGAGGGAAGAGAAGGCAAUGGAAGUGAUGGACGUUUCGUUGUCAGAAACCUGCAACGGGAGCGAGUUCCUGAGGUGCGUGACGGUGGCGCUGCUGUGCGUACAGGAAGACCCCAACGAUCGACCCACCAUGGCGAACGUUCUGUUCAUGCUCGGCAGCGACACGGCCAGCCUUCCUCGUCCCAAAGAGCCCGCCUUUUCGGCGCGGCUCCAUGCUAGUUCCUCCGCCACUGGCACCGGCACCGGCACUGCUUCUUCUACUAGCUUUGGAACUAUGGAGACCACAACCGAGCUAGAAGGAAGAUGAUGUAUAUAUAUAGUUCGCACUCAUUUUUUGGCUGGAGAUUUUUGGAUGAUUAUCCCCUGAUUCUUUUGUCGUAGGUUGAGGGCAAAUGUAAUGGUUAUAUUCAUCAAAAAAAAUGUAAUGGUUAUUCUGUUACUCGAUGUAACUAUUUAUGGCCAAAUGG
Molecule: messenger RNA, 3456 nt
Organism: Linum tenue
Lineage: Eukaryota; Viridiplantae; Streptophyta; Magnoliopsida; Malpighiales; Linaceae
Source: the annotation of a GenBank genome assembly